AUGAGAGACUUGUUCACCAGCCCAAGUGUAUCCUUUGCCUACGAAAGAGGCUGGCGCCAGGGAUUCGCCGCAGCAGGAUUUCCAGGGCCUGACAAGGAAGCCGAGUUUGCCAUGGACUACUUCGCGCCAGCGAUUGCCAAGGCUGAAGGAUCCAAUGUUCUAGUCGAUAUGAGUUGUGCUACUGGUCUUUUCACUCGUCGAUUUACCAAGAGUGGCAAGUACGACCGGGUUCUCGGUUGUGACUACUCGGCAUCCAUGCUGCAAGAGGCUCGGCGUAGAAUCAAGGCGGAUCCAAGCCUUUCCCCGGAGAGACGACAGUCGCAGUUGGACCUGGUUCGGUGCGACGUUGGCAGGAUACCAAUGAAGUCCGAGUCCGUUGAUGCGUUUCAUGCUGGUGCUGCCAUGCAUUGUUGGCCCGAACUGCCGAAGGCUGCAUCUGAGAUUUAUCGCGUACUGAAACCUGGAGGAAGAUACUUUGCCACUACAUUCCUCUCAAGCUACUUCGGAACCCUUCAAUCGGCUGAAGGAGGCGCUACUGGCCCAUCCAGGCAAGCUUUCCAGUACUUCGCAUCCACCCAAAUGCUUCGUGAGCUGAUGGAAGAAGGGGGCUUUUCGAGGGAGAAAAUCUCGGUCGAAGUGAUCGAGCCCUCUGCAGUGAUUAUCCGUUGCGAAAAGUAA
Molecule: messenger RNA, 678 nt
Organism: Seminavis robusta
Lineage: Eukaryota; Bacillariophyta; Bacillariophyceae; Naviculales; Naviculaceae
Source: the annotation of a GenBank genome assembly